AUGUCUGCUUUCCAGAAGCCCGCAGCCGGCGCCAUACUAGAGUACGGUUCCACCCGAUCUUUGCAUGAUGCUGCCUCCUACUCGGCCUACGGUCAAUCACCAUAUGUGACCACCCCGAUGGUCCCGUCCCCCAUGGCCGAUCAGGCAAGUCAGAUCUCGGACUGUGUUCCAUACCUGCCCAACAAUGAGUAUGCUAGUUCGUACGAAGAGUCUCAAUCGCCUAUGAUGGGCGCACGCCACCGUCAGCUGCCCGAGAUUGUGACUUACAGCCCUCAACGUGGCCGCGAAGGAACUCGGGUCAUGGUCCAGAUUCAAUCCCCCUAUGACCUCCACAGCUCCACCAUCGCAGCCUUGUACUUGGUUUUCGGUUCCAAGAAGUGUGAAUCUCUCCCAACUUUCCUCGGCUUCCAGGGUUCCGCCUUCUCGUACGCUCUCGCUGCUGAUGCACCUGCAUUCUUGUCUACCGGUUCCCCAUCAUUUGCUGUGCCGCUGUCCGUCUCAAUGGAUACUCAAGAUGACUGCCCCGCAAUCACCCUCCAGGUCGGAGUCUACACCUAUGAGCAGGUCCCUCACCCCUCUCCACCAGGCGACAACCGCAAGAGGAAGUUGGCUUCGUAUCCCGAUCAGGUUGCACCCUCUGCCAAGCGUCACACCAGUCAGGUUAUUCCCAAGGUCGAGCACGAGGGCUACCACAGCCGCAGUGUUUCUGGGUCUUACUCGCCUUACUUGCAGCCUCUUCCAGCUAUGACCGGUUUCGUCCCAUCUUACCAGAAUGCCCCCUCCCCUCAGACCGGCCCUCCUCACUACUCCUCCGUCACCCCGCAGCCUGCUCUUCGUGUUCCUUCCCCUAUUACCCCGGCCUGGAGUCCCUCAUACGUUGCUGUGAACCAUGAUGCUCGAAACACAAACCUCGCCAUGUCACAUGGGCUUCCUCAGCACAAGGUUGCCCAGCGUGAUAGCACGCACCCAACCCUGAUCCGCACCUCCACCAUUCAGUCAAAUGGCAUGCCCCACAACCCAUCCUUCAACCCUUAUGCCAUGUACCCUUCCAAGGCCGUCCUCAAAUUGAAUGGCGAUCUCGACUCCAUGGCGCAAGGCUGGUCGAAGGAUGAGCGUGCCUCGCAACGCCGUCUGGUCCAGUUCACCCGUUCUCAGACUGGCAGCACUAUUCAGGCCGACUUCAAGGCUGUUACCCCCGAGGACCGCGCCCCCAGCAGCAUUUGUAUCAGCUGUAUCUCCUGGGAAGGGAAAAAUGAGUGCUACGUUACCAGUGUCGACACCAUCUAUCUGCUCGAAUCUCUUGUGGCUGUUCGGUUCACUGUCGAGGAGAAAAACCGUAUUCGUCGCAACCUGGAGGGCUUCCGCCCCCUGACUGUCUCGAAGGCCAAGGCUGACAGUGAAGAGUUCUUCAAAGUCAUCAUGGGCUUCCCUGCGCCUAAGCCCCGUAACAUCGAAAAGGAUGUUAAGGUUUUCCCCUGGAAAGUGCUCGCUCACGCGCUGAAAAAGAUCAUUGGAAAAUACUCCGCCAGCUACUCCUCCACCGCUGGUGCCCUCCCAACACCAAUGACCACCCACUAUGCCAGCCAUGCCAGCCACGGUACAGGAUCCGAUUCAGGCACCGAGGUUCACACAGCCAACUCCCCGCAGUCAAUUUCCGACACCGGGAACUACACUAGCAUGCCUGUGCAAACCUAUCAACAACCCGACCAAUCGGUUUCACACUCCUCGGCUUCAGACAUGCGCUCAAUGAUCCCAGUCACCCAGCCUUACACCUCCGUUGGCGGCUACUCAUAUCCAGCGAUCUGUCACCCACAGCAGGCACAAGGUCUCCCAGCGCCAGCUCGUCCCUGGGAAAUGCAAUCAGUGGGCCCUGCACCCCCAACCGCCCAAACCAAUGGAGCCUGCUACACUUAUAUGGAUCCCGUGUACUCGAUGCAUGAUACGCAUUAA
Molecule: messenger RNA, 1950 nt
Organism: Penicillium salamii
Lineage: Eukaryota; Fungi; Ascomycota; Eurotiomycetes; Eurotiales; Aspergillaceae
Source: the annotation of a GenBank genome assembly